This is a messenger RNA of Lolium rigidum, 171 nucleotides long. RefSeq names its product small polypeptide DEVIL 2-like. The record is from RefSeq and is a predicted model, not a curated record. Lineage: Eukaryota; Viridiplantae; Streptophyta; Magnoliopsida; Poales; Poaceae. The transcript has a single exon. The coding region runs from base 1 to 171 and encodes 56 amino acids. Gene Ontology annotation, biological process: negative regulation of cell population proliferation.
AUGAACGAUGUGAGGAACCAAGAGAAGCAAAAGGGAAGAGGAGGUGGAGGAGGAGGAGAAGGAGGAAAAGGAGGAAGAGCAUGGCGCCUGAGCCGAAUGCUGCGUGAGCACAAGGCCAGGUUCUACAUCAUCCGCCGAUGCGUCGUCAUGCUGCUCUGCCACCAUGACUGA